CUUCCCUCAUUACACAUUGGAAGUCGAAAAGUGCGUUGUUGUGCUAGAAAUUUUUUAUAUGCUCUAAUUUUUAAUUUUUAUUAGAAAAAUUAAACGCGAAAUGCUAUCGUAAUCAAGAUAAAAGUGAUGAGAACGAUUCUGUAAGUGAAGGUUAGUUAGAUGAUAAUAAAUUUUCAAAAAAUCAGCUGAAAGCCCCAUUGAGGCCAGCAAAAAUAAAAAUAUAAUGAAUACAUAUACAAGGAGAACCGUAUUUGUGUGAUUCGAACAAAGUAUUAGUGCAAUUCAAAGAAAAUACGAAAAUAAACGAAAGGAAGAAUAUUUGAAAUUAUGGAAUAACAUUGGAGUUGGUAUUAUAUAUUCGUCUUGAAGUUUCUUUUUGGGUGUAAAAAAUUCGAUUCGAUGGUGACAUCUUUAAUUCUUCACGCGAUUGAAUUGAGAAUUAGGUAAAUCGAAGGAACGAGAUAACUAAUAGAAAAAAUAAUGAAUAGAGCAAUUGUAAGGGACCGAAGCAUAUAAGAAGCGAAACAGAUAAAGAGCAAGCAUAAAUAAAGAACAUACACACACGCAAUCAAGCUCCAAAAAAAAGCAAAUAAAUAUAUACGCAGUACUUGUAAACGGGCAACGCUAAGCAUUAAACAACGAGCAAGUCGUCGAAGAAAAACUGGCUAAAGAGCUGUGAAAGAAGUUUAUACAAGAAGACAACGUAGAAAUAAAAGAAAAUAUAAAAAUCACUUGCUGUACGAGUUUGGAAAUCGACAUAUUCGUUGACAAACUCGCCUAUUACAAAAUCAUAAAGGACCAAGUAUCCACAAGUAUAUGGAGGUUGGAUGGAAAUAAGCAACUCCUUGAGUUCCAGCUGAUUUAUGAAUAAACGAAAUCAGCUUUCCCAUGAAAUUUUGCUGUUGAACUUUAAAUUUUGCUAUACUAGCAAAGUUCAUAUUAAUCAAUCAUCAGCCAAAUUGCUGGAUGGUUCACUAUCAAUAACAUUUUUGUGAUUGUGUGCAAUAACUCGAUUCCUAUGCCGAUCGCCACAACCACCAGCAAAGCGCACAGCAAUCACUCUUAAAGCCUCUAUAUCCUCCUUUGUUUACGCUCUCUCUUUUACCCCGCUGAGCCAUACGCUUUCGUUUCAACUGCACUUCGGCGCUAUAAGGGAAGAAAUAUCAACCAAUACCUAUACUCUUUGAAGCACUGCCAAUAGCUUGGGUCAUCACACACACAUCGCACACUACCGGUGGUUAACCACAAUUUCAGGAUGUUGUAUGUGUUCAAUGUCGACAUUGGACGUAUGAUGUCCUUUGACAUGACAGUGGCACUGUCUUCUGUCGAAAACCUUAAGGAGACCAUCGAGCGCCUUCAUGGCAUACCGGCUGCAAAUAUUGUGCUAUUGGUGAGCGGCGGUGAGAUGCUGGCCCCAUCUACACAGGUGUCUUACUAUUCGGCUGGCACCGAUACGAAUCCCAUCUAUAUGUUUAUGACUGGGGAGCCACGUGCGCCACCGCCGUUGCAGCCAAAUGAACCCGAUCGAGAUUUGAGUGAACAGGUGGAGCGAUGCAAGCAAAUGCCACCAAUAUAUUCUUCGGUGGAGAAACGUGCUCAAUUGGCACUGAAGAUGUUCGAGUACGCCCGCGAUGAGGAGCGCCUUUCUGAGCGACUGGUGCACGAGCAGCAUCUACAACAGCAAGGUUGGCAGACUGUUGUAGCCAAUAUGGAGGAUUUGAUUGGGGAAUUUAGGCAACGCUUUAAAAACUUUAGUUCGGCCUUCGAACGACAUCUGGAAAAUCGCGAAAAUUAUCUGGAGUUAUUACAUAACUUCAACGAUGACUUGACCAUGUUGGCACGCAUUCCCAUUUUACCUGGCUUAAUGUCUUUGGCUGAGGAAGAUUUCCAUGGAUUCGAUGAAUUUCUGGAGCCCGACGAUGUAUUUUCGCGGUCUCAUUCAACACAAGAAUCGGUGCUAGUGGCAGGUGGUAUUCCUGCUCAACAAACGGUAAGCGGUGAACAGCCUGAGGAGACGGCUGAGCCAGAUGGGGAGGAUAAUAACACCGCCGAUGAUAAAAAUUCAACAUCGCCCAACAAGAAACUGAAAAUGGGUACAGAUUCAGCUGAGGAUCCAAUGACAACGGCGGCGACGACCACUUCGAUACCAACCGUUAAUCAUGAAAGUUCGUCUAACAGUUGCACGCGCCCCAAACUGAAUCUCUUACAGUGGAUUACAUCCAAAGAGAAUCAAAAUCGGCUUAUGACCAUGUGUGAGGAAUGUAUCCAAGGUCUAGCAACUUUCGAUAAGGAUGUCUACGCCCAGCUCAGGAGUGAAGCUCAAUAUAUCCUCAAACAGGCAGGGCAGCAAGAUAUUAGAGAGAUUAAGGGUCUAGGUGAUCGGCUCUGCAAACUGGAGGAGUUCCGGUUUAAAAUCAAGCGCAUGGGACAGGAUCAAAAAGAGCUAUCCACUGCGUUCCAACAAAAUCAAAAUCGAGCAAACAAUUUGCGUGAUGCAUCUAUAUUACCGGACCUUUGCGCCUCGCAUCAAUCGCAAUUGGCGGUAAUGGUUGGAAACCAUCAAAAAAUUCGCGAAUACAGACGCAUCAUUGCCAGAGCAAAGGACGAGCUAAGCUUAAAUAUUCACAUGCGCUUAAAUCGCAUUGUGCACGUUGAGAACAGCAUGAGUGAGUUCGAUAAUCGAUUGUUGUUCUAUUUGCGUUGCCUGCGUCGUGCCGAACGGCACAUACAGAUUAUCGAACAGAUACAUCAAGCACCAUGUAUUUAUGUGGCCGCCGUCACUGAGGUGGUGCGCCGCAAAAUCUUUUCCGGUGAGUUCCGUUUGUGGGCCUCGAAACUCGCUGAAGACUUCGAUAUCAUUCACAACGAAGAGAUCAAACGAAGACAGCAAUUCAACGCUAAUUUCGACGGACACUUUUUAAACAUUCUAUUCCCCGGCAUGAACGAUAUGCCACCUACCUUUGCGAACGAAACUCCCUUACUUUUCGAUGCGCGCUUGCCGAACAUCACCAAGUCCGACAUUGAUGUUCUAUCGUCCCACCUGCCAGAUUUGGCUCCAGAAAUCCAGUUACCCGACAUGGGACCUGUGAUAAAUUUUUUCGUCUCACGUUCGGGCCCGCAUCAGAAGGAGCGCAUGGAAGAACUGCUGCGUUUGCAAUUAGCUGCCGCUCUAGGCAGCUCAGCCUCGGUGGAGGAAGCAAUGAGUACUGGCGAAAAGCCAUUGCAACACCCAAGGCUCGGGGAGCUGCAAAAGGUCGGCGUUUGCUGUGAGGGAUCCGAAACCGAUACGGAGACCGAGUUCGAAAAGCUGCCAGUUAUGGUAGAUGAAGCAACACAAUCAGCAACACCGAUGUUGAUCACGACAGCCACAUCUACUACUAUCGUGGAAACAGUUGCACGCAGCGCAGCAACUUCCACAUUAUUAAUGCAGAGCGCUGAGACACUCACAGAUGAAACGGAAUCGUCCGCCCGUGCUGAGGUGGAACGUUUACGUAGCAUUUUAAGCGCCAUGUAUAAGCUUUCGUCAGAAUGCAUACGAUUAGCUCGUGCUGACUUGGAACAAUGCCGCACCGGAACUGCGACAUACCGCGAAGAUCUCCAAUCCGAAUUACAAAUGCUCCACGAUCAGUGGAACUUAAUUCGCAUGCAAAGUGAGCAGCGCGAGCAACAACUGCUCCAAACGAAAACUAUGCUAAGUGAUACGGUGCAGCAGCAUGACAAUGAAUUUGCCAUUUUGCGUCACCAACUUUGCGACACAGAAGCUCUACACUCGCAGCUACAAGAAUUGAAAGAUCAACUUAGUGCAGCUCAAAUGGAGCAGCAACGUGCGGUUGCUGCAGCACGAGAAGAACUCUUACACGAGCACAAAUCGGAAAUCGAAUCACUGCGUUGCCGCUAUAAACUCAUGACUUCCAUGGAGCUCUCGCCGUCCGAAACGAGUCUCGAAAAGAUAGAGCGCCCGCCAUCCAACAUCGACCAGCACAUGAUCGACCACAGUGAACAUGAAGCAAUUGUAUCCCAAUUGCGUGCCACUUUUGAGAGUGAAAAAGAAAGGUCGAUCGCCGCAGCAGUCGAUAUAGAACGCACCAUUUGGCAAGCAAAACUCAAUUUGAACUCAGAAUCUGUGAUGGGAAAUGUAAACAUAUUGAAGGAGAUGCUCGAAGAGAAAGAUCGACAGCUAGAUCUGGUGCGUAAGCAGAAUCUCUUGCUUACUAAAGAGAUCUAUCAGUUGAAAACACGAAUCGAUGCACUCACCAAUGAAGAGGGCAACAGUUGGCUAAAGGAGAAAAUAGAAUAUUUGAAUCGCGACAAAAAUCGUCUGGAGGAAGAGCUUACCGUUGAAAAAGAGCGUUCGAAACGCUUAGAGAUGGAGACCUCAUACGCAGCUUUAAGGGCUUCAAGUUCUAGUCACAAGUAUAUGCUGUUGGACUCAUGCAAUAAGGGCGAUAUCGUGUUCGUCGUGUGGAGUGUGCGUCAUAAUCAGUACAUGGUGGUGCAGGACUCACCAGUUUUAUACUUUGUCCACGGGGACAGCCUGUCAGCAAUGAAUCUGCGUAUGCCGCUCCCUGCACCGAGCGAAAGUACAACGUUGGAAAAUAUGCUCCUACCGGUGCCUUAUUAUGCUAUCGGGCGUGUUGUCGAUAGAGAGUACUGUCAGGCUAAGAAGGAUGAAAAUCGCUAUCGCGUCUCUAAGGGUACAAGAUUCUAUCGCAUAAAACUAGCCCCAUUGUCCAGCAUGCAACAUUUGAUGCCUCGUCGAGAAAAAAUUGAGUCAUCCUUUUGCGCGUCCACGUCCACGUCUAUAUCGCAAUGUGAUACAAGCACUGACAACGAGUCCACUGCAUUGAUGCCCACUGGCUGUAAGGCUCUUGUUGCCGUUAGUAGUUGUAAUCCAGCUUCGCCAACACAGCGACUACAACAGUUUUUCCCGAACAUCAGCGCUAUUGAGGAGAGCAUUAUAACCACGACGGCAACAACAUCAACAAACGAUGUAGUUGAUUUCACCACAGCACGCCCCACAACUGCUGGCAAUUUAGGAACAGAGAUCACCUCAAUGCACACAGAGGAUGAUGAUGAUAAUAAUGCCGCUUCGACAUCCUUGAGUGAACGUUGUCGCUACACUAGCAUUAGUGUAGAGGAAGAGACGCCAACGACUAUGAUACCCACUCCUACUCAACAAUUACUGCUACAGACUGUGAUAACAGAGCAACCAACCGCAUCGGGUAAUCAGCAUGCCAUCCCCAUAAUAACGGGUCCCGACACUGAGGCUGGAGACAUUAGCGGCUGUUCAGCGGAUAUGAAGAACACAUCGUUUGCCACCACCUGCAGCGAAGAUUCGGAUGAGUAUCGCUCUUUGGAACCCAAGGAUGAGACGGAGUUCACCGUUUCGGAAUAGUGAUGCAUUAUUUCAUUUCUUUAUUAAAUAUUCUUUAACAAAUAAGAUCGGAACUAAAAAAUACUACCUUGAGAUACGCUUGAGGUGGCCAAAAAUGAG
Molecule: messenger RNA, 5494 nt
Organism: Anastrepha ludens (Mexican fruit fly)
Lineage: Eukaryota; Metazoa; Arthropoda; Insecta; Diptera; Tephritidae
Gene: Atg17
Product: RB1-inducible coiled-coil protein 1
Exons: 6
Coding region: 1256-5395 (1379 amino acids)
Biological process (GO): autophagy of peroxisome; positive regulation of protein phosphorylation; glycophagy
Cellular component (GO): phagophore assembly site membrane; extrinsic component of membrane; Atg1/ULK1 kinase complex
Molecular function (GO): molecular adaptor activity; protein kinase binding
Source: RefSeq, a predicted model, not a curated record